UCAAAGCGAAACUGUUAAUUUAGUGUAUUCUCGGUGUCUGUUUCAACCAUUUUUCGAGAAUGCUGGUCCUGUUACUUGGGAGUGUCCUGCUGUUAGCAGCAAAGGAGUGCGAGGCUGCAGGACUCCUUGCGUAUGUACCCUGCUAUGACUUCAACAAGGUCUUGUUCCAUGAUGAAACUUAUCAACGGGAAAAAUGGAAACCUGGAUCUAGAAAUCUUCAUCAGAGGGGCAGAAAUGAUGUGAAGAUAAUCGACCAGUUUGUGAAGGCAAAGGGGAUCGUGUAUCAGCACGUAGGAAUGGUCUGCGAGCUGACCUUGACUCACAUCCACAUCGGCCAGUACUGGAUUAAUGACGCUGGAAGUAACGAUUACCCUGGAGAAGCAGGUAUCCUGAAACAGUCACCUACCCACUUCCAGUUCUAUUUACGAACAACACGGCGCGGCCACUCGGUCGAGUUUAGGAUACAGUUCUACGGCCAGUUCUUUAUUAAGAACCACAGUCAGGCCAAGGCUUCCUUCACCUGUAUUGUAGUCAAUAAACUUUUCAACAGCGAUGGUGACCGACCGGAUAACGGCUGCGACUUCAUAAACUGGCCUUCGGCGUAGUGUACGGUAUUUAUUUUAGUUUUGUAUCAUUUUAGUAAAUGUGUAUAGUUUAGUAAUAAAAGAAAUAAAUGAAGGAAUCA
This is a messenger RNA of Homalodisca vitripennis (glassy-winged sharpshooter), 685 nucleotides long. RefSeq lists its product as uncharacterized. Bases 60 to 605 code for a protein of 181 amino acids. The transcript is spliced from 3 exons. The record is from RefSeq and is a predicted model, not a curated record. Lineage: Eukaryota; Metazoa; Arthropoda; Insecta; Hemiptera; Cicadellidae.